AUGGCUUACAGAGAAAUGCGAAAAAUCUGCGACAGUGUCAAGAGGCGUUGGCGAAGCGUAGGUCGAAUUGCCAUAUUUCACCGACUGGGGUAUGCUAUAUUUCACUGA
Molecule: messenger RNA, 108 nt
Organism: Soboliphyme baturini
Lineage: Eukaryota; Metazoa; Nematoda; Enoplea; Dioctophymatida; Soboliphymatidae
Source: the annotation of a GenBank genome assembly